AUGACUCGUCCUAAAACAAAAUAUCGGUACUACCGCGUCGACAAGAAUGCUGGCCGACCUUCGAGCAGCCCAUCGCCUGAGAAACAACCGAGAAAUCCAAUAACUAUAAGAGAACAACGCCUGAGCCUUGAGGAAGAAGGUGCAAGUCCUGAUCUGAGUCCGUCGGGAUAUGUCGGCUCUUCUAGUAUCCUUUCUAUAUGUCCAAGUUUCUCACCUGUCAUCUCUCGCAAACCAGCACAUCGCCGGGACAUGGACCCUUGGCCAUUCGAUUUCGUGAAGCAAACAUUCAGAAAAUUGUUGGCUUCUUCGGGAUGUGUAGAGCAACUCAUUCUUCAAUACUACGAUAGCGGUCGUUUUACCGUCAUCCCGCGACCUUUGGUUCUUGACCCGAUCUCCACGCUUCUUCGAGAGUUGAGUGCAAGUCAGAAUGAAGAAGCAUUUUUGGAUAGCCAUCUUGCAAAUGCCAGACGAAACCUACACAAGAGAUUUCCAUCCCUCUCGGCUCAUACAACGGUGGCUGACUUCCUUGGAUAUUUCAGUGCUGACAAUUUUCGACUGGAGUUUAUUGGCCUCAUAUUUGCUCUCGCAGGGGUUUCCGUCUUUUAUAGCCAGCAAAACCUCGCUGCAGAAUUGUACGCUGCCAGCAAGGUCUGCAUGGGAAUCUGUGAGGAAUACAAUCAGGUGAACGAUCUUACCGUUUGGUCGCGGUAUAUGAAUUUUCUUUUAGCAUCAAUUCUUUUUGGAGACGCAAGUAUGGUCCUCGCUCCCUCGCCUUCCAGGCUUGAAAGUGCUCACAGCGUCGCAGGUAACAUUUUAUACCACCGAGCGAAUGAGUUCACAGCCGAAUUAUUCGUCAUGGGUUUCCAUCGACUCAUGUCCUCACCACCUGAUGUUCCUUUCUUCAUCCUGGAGACUCGUAAGAGAAUCUUUGCGUCGGCCGUGGCUAAGGACAAAAGUCUUUCUACUUUUCUUGGAAGGGCUCCACGGAUAGAUUGCGAUUUUUGUGACUUGCCAACCCCGUUCGAUCUAGAUGAUGAAGAGGUCUUGCUUGAGGGCAGCCGACUUGAUACGGCCUUGCAAGCCCUUGAUCGAGAUGGGUGGAAGCGCCCUGCCGGGGUGGAUGAGCCCAUCCGGCCAGCUAGUUUGAUUCGACUUCGGUACCACCAAGCUCACCUUCGCGAGAAGAUUCUACGCCUGUCAUUGGGGAACAGAACGAGGACUUUCUCGGAGAUGCUCUCGACUUUGUACGGAGAGUAUCAGGAGGCAUGGUCAAAGAUCCCACCGCAUUAUCGCUACAACAAAAGCGUCUGGGAAAGGUCAAACCCCCAAUUAUGCGUGGCACUUUUGAUUGUCCAUCUAGACUAUCUUUACAGCGGUUUUUUGAUAGAACGCAUGCUCACUGAAGAUGGUCAAAUGACUAAGACCUGCCUCCUGGCAACAUCAGCGAAGCUGCUUUCAGGCGUACUUGAGUUCGUCCAACAGCAGCAUUGCUAUCCUGAAUUACGCGAGCGAUUUACAUGGAUGUUCCUUUUCUACGGCCUUCCAGGUGCUGGGACCCUUGCCACCGAGCUUCAUCAUAGCACUCUUCGCGGAGUUCCAUUACAAACCACUAUUCCUUGCGCCAGUAUCAUCCGCGACUUGAGUGUAUUACUGGCAUGGUUCGAGCACAAAUGUUUCCCCGAUCGGCCUGACUUUCUCGUCUGUGUUCAGAUUAGCAAAGUCAUUGGUGCUCUUUUGGAUGAUACACUGAACAAGGGGCGACCUUCAUCUCAGAAGGCAGUUCAACCUGGAAAGCAGCAGGCAAAUCAGCAUUCGUCGAGUUUAUCUCAUCCUGGUCCUGCAAGCCACGGCUACCUUGGGAUGGUCCAGCCGCAACCUGACGCAAUGACAAGCCAAGACUUUCUUAACUGGUUUGACGAUCUGGUGUGGGACGAUCCUUCCAUGAAUUUUGACUCUAUCAGUUAA
This is a messenger RNA of Aspergillus pseudoviridinutans, 1965 nucleotides long. Its product is annotated as fungal specific transcription factor domain-containing protein. The coding region runs from base 1 to 1965 and encodes 654 amino acids. The record is from RefSeq and is a predicted model, not a curated record. Gene Ontology annotation, cellular component: nucleus. The transcript has 3 exons. Lineage: Eukaryota; Fungi; Ascomycota; Eurotiomycetes; Eurotiales; Aspergillaceae.